Molecule: messenger RNA, 330 nt
Organism: Lactuca saligna
Lineage: Eukaryota; Viridiplantae; Streptophyta; Magnoliopsida; Asterales; Asteraceae
Source: the annotation of a GenBank genome assembly
AUGGAAGACGUUUGGGAUUUUGAUACUAUUGAUGUUGAAGUAGACAAGGAUUUGAAGAAGCAAACCAAGAGAUGCAAUGAUGCGUUCUUGAACAACUUGUGUCCCGACAUAGCUGGUGAAGAAGGUGAUGACUUUGCAAUCCCUGAAAUUGAACAUAUGGAUGACGAUGUUGACUUAAAUGAAGAUGAUGCUAUGGAGAAUGAAGAUCAAUUUGACUUAAUGCGAGAAAGAAGUGGGUUUGAUGAAGAAGUAUCAAGUGAAAGCUACCAAGAUUCUAAGCAUGAGUUGAGUACAGCACCCACGAUCCAACGGUUAAAUGGAACAAGAUGA